Molecule: messenger RNA, 2023 nt
Organism: Lampris incognitus (smalleye Pacific opah)
Lineage: Eukaryota; Metazoa; Chordata; Actinopteri; Lampriformes; Lampridae
Gene: mdm2
Product: MDM2 proto-oncogene
Exons: 12
Coding region: 79-1530 (483 amino acids)
Biological process (GO): negative regulation of apoptotic process; regulation of cell cycle
Cellular component (GO): nucleus
Molecular function (GO): identical protein binding; ubiquitin protein ligase activity
Source: RefSeq, a predicted model, not a curated record
CGCGAGCCACCGCGGGCGGCAAGCGGAGGGGUCUGAACCGUCAGUAAAGGCAGCAAAGUAACUGAAACCGUCACCAAGAUGUCAGCUGACAACUGUCUGAACACCAAGCACAACACGGAAGACAACAAACUGGUGAGACCUAAAGUUGAGUUCCAUUCGCUGUUACAGCAUGCGGGAGCCACUAAAGAUGUUUUUACAAUGAAGGAGGUGAUGUUCUAUCUUGGUCAGUACAUCAUGCAGAAGCAGCUCUAUGACCAAAGAGAACAACACAUAGUCCACUGUUCCCAUGAUGCACUGGGGCAAGUUCUGGGCGUUGACAGCUUUUCUGUUAAGGAGCCCCGCAUUCUGUUUGCCAUGAUCACCAAGAACCUUGUGGCCGUUACAACUCAAGACGCACAGCCCAGCUUAUCACAACAACACAGCCAGACCGACAGAGGAAAAGAGGAGGCGGAGUCAGAGAGUUGCUCCUCUUCUGGGAGGAGCAGCAGCAGGAGGAGGAGGAGACGGAACAGAAGGAGCAGUGAUCCAGGUCCUUCUCGCUGUGCAGAGGAUGAGGAAGAGGAGGAGGUGGGGGGCAAGAGGAGGAGGUCUGACAGUUACUCCUUGACAUUUGAUGACAGCUUGUCUUGGUGUGUGAUUGGUGGGCUUGGAAGUGGGCGGGACCGGCACAGCAGCCAAUCAUCUGAUAGUCAUAGCACAUCUGGCAGGUCGGAGGUGAGUUCAUCUGACAGCGAUAAUUUCAGUGUGGAGUUUGAGGUAGAAUCCAUCGACUCUGACAACUAUGAUGAUGAAGAUGCGUCUUUAUCAGGAGAAGACCAGGUUUAUGAGGUCACCAUCUUUGAGACAAAUGAUUCCUCUGAUGAAGACACUGAGAUCACUGAGGCUGACUACUGGAAGUGUGUUAAGUGCCAGGAGUUGAACCCUCCCCUCCCCAGGAACUGUAACCGCUGUUGGGCUCUGCGUCAGGAUUGGCUACCUGAGGUGUCUGUCAACAAAACCAACCCCGCCUCCUCUGAGUCCAAAGCCCUGCCCCCUAAACCUUCGGCUGACCAAUCAGUAGCAGGAGAAUCUCCAGGAGUGGAGGCUGAGGAGAACGAAGGACUGGACGUUCCAGAUGGGAAGAGAGCUAAAACUCCUCCUCUUCCCCUGACAACCUCUCCAUCCGAGUCCUCAUCCAACCCAAACUCUCAGGAGCUCCUCUUCUCCUCUCAGGAGACACUCACCACUUCCGACUCCCCGACUUCUCCCCUCCCUUCCUCCUCAAAUUCUAAGGAGCUCCUCCCUUCCCCCCUCACUCCCUCCAUCCCUGAGCUGGAGCGCUUCAACUCCAUGGAGACCAGACUCCCGGAGGCAUGUCUGGAGCCCUGUGUCAUCUGUCAGUCCCGGCCAAAAGACGGCUGCAUAGUCCACGGACGCACCGGCCACCUGAUGGCCUGCUACAUCUGCGCCAAGAAGCUGCAGAAGAGGAACAAACUGUGUCCGGUCUGCAGGGAACCCAUCCAGAUGGUGGUCCUCACCUACGUCAGCUAAGACCCAGCAGAACCCAUCAGCGUACCUCCCAAACACAGCCGACCUCACCGAGUUUGUUUCCUCAAUGAGAUCUUCCUUAUGUGAAACUCUGUGUCAGUACUCACAACAGACAAUACAGCUAACAAAGGAUAACGAUUAGAAGAAUAUGUUCAAUAUUAUGUCUGUUCCACAUGGCUGAUUACUCCAAUGAGGUUUCUCUGUUCAUUCACUUAUUCUCACACAACACAUGUCAGUCUGGAAUCUGGAACGCUGCAUUUUCUGAAUCCCAUGAGACCCAAUGAAAAGUAAGAUGAGCAGUCUCACACAUGCACGUACACACACUGACCUACAUGGGCCGUGAAGGAUUUAAGGUGUUUUUGUUUUGUGUUUGAAGUGUUUUAAUUUAUUCUACUUGCAUAGAGAAGGAAGCUGGUGUCUAUGUGAGGUCUGUACAGAGCUAAUGAGACGUUAUCUUUCUAUCUUGUCUGAACCAGAAUAAAGUUUAUUUAAUGCU